AGCAACAGCUGACCAUGGUAUGAUAGCUUUGCAACGAAGGCCAACCAUGAGCAAUCAAGUACCUGCUAUUGCCAAGCCUGCACCUGUCUUCAAAGGAACUGCAGUUGUGGAUGGUUCAUUCAAGGAAAUUUCUUUGGAAGAUUAUGUAGGCAAAUACGUUGUGUUGUUCUUCUACCCUCUUGACUUCACCUUCGUCUGCCCUACAGAAAUAAUUGCCUUCUCUGAUAGAGUAGAAGAAUUCCGUAACAUUGGCUGUGAAGUGGUGGCUUGUUCAACAGAUUCCCAUUUCUCACAUCUUGCAUGGGUCAACACUCCUCGCAAAGAAGGUGGCUUGGGAGCAAUGAACAUUCCCCUCUUGGCUGAUAAAUCUCUGGAAAUUUCAAAGGCUUAUGGUGUUCUCAAAGAGGAUGAAGGAAUAGCAUUCCGUGGUCUAUUCAUUAUUGAUGGUCAUCAAAAUCUUCGUCAGGCAACAAUCAAUGAUUUACCCGUUGGACGUGAUGUAGAUGAGACUCUGCGUCUUGUGCAAGCAUUCCAGUUUGUCGAGGAACAUGGUGAAGUUUGCCCAGCUGGAUGGAAGCCUGGAGCUAAAACCAUGAAGGCUGAUCCUACUGGCAGCAAGGAAUACUUCCAGAGUGAGAAUUAAGAAAUGAAGAAGAAUGGACGUCUAGCUGCCUUAACAUACAUUAAUGAACUGUGAUUUUUUUCUCUUAAAAUACUAAGUCAUUUAUUUCUAGUUACCCUUAAUAUGUGAAGCUUUUGCAGCUUAGCAGUUGAACUCAGUGGAUGUAUAUUUUCAAUAUUAAUAUUUAUGUAUGUUAUAAAAUAGUACACAUGGUAAUACCUGUACUGUGUUAACUUUAGUACAGUACUUUAAUGUAUUUCUGGUAAUUAAAAUAAAGAUUUAAAAUA
Cherax quadricarinatus is the source of this 909-nucleotide messenger RNA. It is a transcript of the gene Prx2, whose product is annotated as Peroxiredoxin 2. Gene Ontology annotation, biological process: cellular response to stress; leukocyte activation; response to oxidative stress. Gene Ontology annotation, molecular function: thioredoxin peroxidase activity. Lineage: Eukaryota; Metazoa; Arthropoda; Malacostraca; Decapoda; Parastacidae. The record is from RefSeq and is a predicted model, not a curated record. Gene Ontology annotation, cellular component: cytosol.